Molecule: messenger RNA, 2712 nt
Organism: Suncus etruscus (white-toothed pygmy shrew)
Lineage: Eukaryota; Metazoa; Chordata; Mammalia; Eulipotyphla; Soricidae
Gene: SLC30A10
Product: solute carrier family 30 member 10
Exons: 4
Coding region: 457-1848 (463 amino acids)
Biological process (GO): intracellular zinc ion homeostasis; manganese ion transport; detoxification of zinc ion
Cellular component (GO): membrane
Molecular function (GO): zinc ion transmembrane transporter activity
Source: RefSeq, a predicted model, not a curated record
AACACGGGUGGGCCCGGCCCUGCUGCGUCUGGGCACGUAGGCUCCGAUGGACACGUCCAGCCCCGCGUCCACGCCCCAGGACACAUUAGGCUCUUAUCUCUGGGGUCAACAGUCAGGGCGUUGGGGAAAUGAGGAAAGCUUCAGAUCUUGAGCGAACCCCUCCUCUGUUGAAGAGAGUUUUGUCUGCAGGGCGUGGCUGCGCGAGCGCCCCUUUCUCUCCUUUCCGCAGCUCCCCAGAUCUGGCCCCUAUCAUAAGCCGGACCUCGGCGGCCUGGCGCGCAGCCAACAGGCUCGGGGCGCGGGGCGUGCGGGAGGAGCCGGGGCAGGCGGGAGGCCGGGCAGGUCCCCGCGGGGCGGGUAGAAACGAGGCCGCCGGCAGCCUUGACUUGCAUUAGGGGCGCGGGACACGGUGAGCGGCGGGGAGGGGACGCGCGGUCCCCACAUGCAGCGGCGACCAUGGGGCGCUACUCGGGCAAGACGUGCCGGCUGCUCUUCAUGCUGGUGCUCACCGUGGCUUUCUUCGUGGCCGAGCUGGUGUCGGGCUACCUGGGCAACUCCAUCGCGCUGCUGUCCGACUCGUUCAAUAUGCUGUCGGACCUCAUCUCGCUGUGCGUGGGGCUGGGCACGGGCUACCUGGCCCGGCGGCCCCCCCGGGGCAGCGGCGCGUCCUACGGCUACGUGCGCGCCGAGGUGGUGGGCGCCCUGAGCAACGCAGUCUUUCUGGCCGCGCUCUGCUUCACCAUCCUGGUGGAGGCCCUGCUGCGCCUGGGGCGGCCCGAGCGCAUCGACGACCCCGAGCUGGUGCUCAUUGUGGGCGCGCUCGGACUGGCGGUCAACGUGCUGGGGCUGCUCAUCUUCCAGGACUGCGGCUCCUGUUGCACCCCGCGUCGCCGCCGCCGCCCAGCCCAGCGUUGCGCGCCCGGAAAACCCUCCGAGCAGGGCUCAGCCACUGCCGCUAUCUCCACCACCACCACCGGCUCCGGCCCCGGUGGCCUCCGGGACGGGAAGAACGCACAGGGGGCCACCGUGUUCGCCAACGUAGCAGGUGAUUCCCUGAAUGCCCAGAGCGAACCCGAGCUGGAGGAAACUUUGCAAAAGGAGAAAAAGUCAGACGCCCUGAAUAUCCGAGGUGUGCUUCUGCAUGUGAUGGGGGAUGCCCUCGGCUCGGUGGUGGUAGUUGUCACUGCUGUCAUCUUCUAUGUGCUGCCCCUGAAAAAAGAGGACCCAUGUAACUGGCAGUGCUACAUCGACCCCAGCCUGACCAUCAUCAUGGUCAUCAUCAUCCUGUCCUCAGCCUUCCCCCUCAUCAAGGAGACAGCUGCUAUCCUGCUGCAGAUGGUCCCCAAGGGCGUCAACAUGGAGGUUCUGACGAGCAACCUCUUGGCUGUGCCGGGCGUCAGCAGCAUCCAUGAAAUGCACAUCUGGGAACUGAUCAAUGGAAAGAGCAUCGCUACCCUGCAUGUCAAGUAUGACAAGGACAGGGGCUAUCAGGAUGCCAGCCAGAAAAUCCGAGAGCUCUUCCACCAGGUGGGCAUCCACAACGUGACCAUCCAGUUUGAGCAGGUGGAUGGGAUGGAGCCAUCAGGCCAGGACUCCCAGGCUCUUUGCAGCUCACCCUGCAUCUCUGGGGCCUGCAAGAAGCAUCUUUGCUGUCCACCUCGAGCUCUGCCCCUGACCCAUGUUAACGGCUGUGCUGAGCACAAUGGCUGUCCUCCAGGGGCAAACCUUGGGAGGCAAGCAGCCACACACAUAGCCAUCAGUUUGACUUCAGAUGACGUGAGUGAUGGAGGACACACGGAUACCAGGACUCAGGAGAACCAGCAGUAUGUCAACAGCACUCAUUUCUGAGCCAGGCAGCAUGAGCAGGCUGUCUAGAUGAGGCCCAAAUGAACAGGCUGUAUAGAUAAAGCCCUUUGGUACCACCAGAUAUUGGGCUCACUAAGGUGCUCUGUGCUGAGAGAGGGGCACGUACAAAGAAGAUGCUGUAGUUUUGAGGGGAAUGUAAUAUCCCCCCUGCCUCAGCCUAGGUGUUCUGUGCUGCUCCUCACCACUUUUGCUCGGAAUACCCUUCUUUUGAAGCUCACUUACUCACCUCUCUAUCAGGAGUCCAGGGUUCUGGCCACAUCCACCACUGUACUUAUUUUAUAAACUGACAAGAGCCAUUUGGCUGACUGACAGCUGAGUAAGCACAGAGGCUGCAGCAGUGUGGCCCUUUCUUCAGAACCAGAAAAACAAUUGCUCUUGCUCUCCUGAAAUUCUCCUGGAGGAUCAGCCAAAAGGAACUUGAGGGGGUCCCUGCCACUGCAGAAAUGUUGUCUUUGAGUUAUUUGGGAAAUGAAUGUAAAAUGAAUUAUCCACAGAGGUAUAAAAAGGAUUUGGAGAACAUGGAAGGAGACUUGAUUUUGGGGGGAAAGAGGAUUGGAACCAAACAAUGUAUUUGGUGAGAUGAAGAGAAAACAAACAUUGUCUUCCAUCUAGGCCCCAACAGUGAUUUCAGUGUUUAAAUAUAUGAAAUGUCUUCCCCUCUCCCAACUUGGAAGUGCAGUGCUGUUUCUAUUCCUUUAGGCAGAACACAUGUACUUUAUACUGUCUUGUAACUUUCUGGGGGCUGUUUGCCUUCAUUUGCUUCCACCAUUACUGUUUGUCUGUAUUUCCUCUGAGUCUUCUUUUAUGUAACCAUAUGGAUCUAUGGGGGUGUUAACUAGGAGAAAA